CACUAGCUCCCAUCAUCCGCUCGACACUGCGGGUCUCACCAGGAAUUUGGACCAUGCACAAGGUCCUCUCAUGACCAACAGGGUGUCAUCAUCGCCAUGGCUAUGCAUCGGAUGGGACACUUAUAGUGACAUGUCGCCCGCGAUUCGUCGUGAUGUGUCUGUUCUCUCACAGCGACUGUGCUCCCAACUCUGAAGACGAAUGGAGGCGGCCGCUACGAUGGCAGCGUCGACGACUUCAUCCCUGAACUGGGGCUGGAACAGCGCUCUUGACAACUCUAGCCUCUACGGAGAAGUUCUUGGACAGAUGUCACAGCAAAGCAUCCUUCUCACGGCAAUUCGCUGCUGGCAGCGGAUUCUGUCCUUCGGGAAAGAUCGCGAACCCGCGCUUCAGGGGCCUCAGAACCGUACCCAAUACUCUGUGGCCGCCGGGUCGCAGGAAGCACUCGCAAGCCUGUGUGCGACCUGCCGAGGUUUGCUCCCAGGGGCGAUCUCGACCUUCACGCAGGUCGUUGAUAUCAACUCGACAUCGGAGAACGGGGAUGCAGUGCACUUCCCGACGCCUCUCAGAGAGCAGGAGGCCGUUACGGCCAUCAAGGCUCUCGAGGCAUGCGCCGCCGCUGCCAUUGCCACGCUGCGUUACGGGACAGAGAUCAGGAGGAUACAGGUCGAUGUCGACAAGGUCUCGGCCUUUCUGAUGUCGGCCUACCUAACCACUCUUGAUGGGAUGGACAAAGCGGACGUGAGAACUAAGGAGAAGAUUCCGGAUACGGAUCUGAAUCGCGCUCAGUCAGUGCUGUACCGGCGGAUGUCGGCCAACCUCUACAGCACCAAGACCCCGGGCGAGUACUAUCACAUCCACGGCUCCCUUGACGCGGAUGUAACCCUCGAGAUGCUCGGCCUGCCGAAGGACAACCCCUCCAUGACCGACUACCGCGCCAUCAUCUCCUACAUCGAAUCUGCUGUGAUGGAACACACAGCCUCCGAGCUCGAAACCCUCAACCUCGCCCACCGCCAAGCCGGCAUCCAAGCCCUCACGUGGCCUCAAUUCCAGUCCACCGCACACGGCAAAGCCCUCCAACAGCUCCCACCCUUCACCGUCCAGCCCAACCCAACCGAUACCGCCACCCCGCCCGUGCCCUUCCGAUCCCCUAUCCCAUCCCCCUGCUCUGGCCCGCACUAUGCCCUGGCGGGGAUCAAAGUCCUCGAGCUAUGCCGCAUCAUCGCCGGUCCGACAAUCGGCCGCUCGCUCGCAGCACACGGCGCCCAGGUCCUCAAGGUCACCUCGCCGCACCUCCCCGACGUCCCCUUCUUCCAGCUGGACGUCAACACGGGCAAACACGCGAUCCACCUCGACCUGCGCCACUCAGCCCACGACCGCGCCGUCUUCGACGCCCUCCUCGCCGACGCGGACGUGCUCAUCGACGGGUACCGCCCCGGCGCCCUAGCGCGGCUGGGUUACGGCCCCGCCCGGCUCGGGGAACUCGCCCGCCAGCGGGGGAAGGGCUUCGUGUACGUGGCAGAGGACUGUUUCGGCGGCUGUGAUCUGCCGGCCUCGGCGGGCGCCGAGUGGGCGACGCGGCCCGGGUGGCAGCAGAUCGCCGACUGCGUGACGGGCGUGGCGUGGGCGCAGGGUCGGUUCAUGGGCCUGGACGAGCCGGUUGUGCCGCCCUUCCCCAUGUCGGAUUACGCCACGGGCGCGCUGGGCAGUCUGGCCGCGCUGGUGGGACUCUACCGGCGAGCUACGGAGGGCGGGUCGUGGGUGUGCAGGACCAGCCUGUGUCAGUAUGAUGUCUUCCUCAUGGAGCUGGGCCUGUUGCCCGCGGAGGAGCAGGCGAGGCUGAGGAGGGAGCACGAGAACGAGGCAGGCUUUUUUGAGCUGCGGCAUAGCGACUCGGUGGAUGAGGUGGGCAAGAGGGCGCUGGCAAGCAUGAGGAAGGUGGUGCCGCAUCUGUUUGAGGAGGGGACGAUGAUGCAGGAGGCAUGGAGUGAAGGGUUUCAGGGUGUGGUGAGAUGGCCGAGAGAGGCAGUCGAGAUUGACGGGCUGAGGGUUGGGCAUGUGAGGACGACGAGACCGAAUGGGUGGGAUAAGGUGGCUACUUGGGAGGAAUGGGAGGAGGAGGAGGAGGAGAUCGAUGAGGUUGCAGAUGGAACGCAGAAAUCGUCGCCAUGAGGGUAUCUGGCUUGUCUUGUCGUUUCACUAACGGACACACAAGGGUCGGAGCGUUUGCGACUAUACAGCGAAAAGAGAGGCGGACAAUGAUAGCCUUUAACCACUGAAAGGAUGAGGUAGUUUGAACUCAAUUUUAACAUUGGAGUAUUUCACGCUGGCAGAG
Messenger RNA from Chaetomium strumarium, 2333 nucleotides. Its product is annotated as CoA-transferase family III domain-containing protein. The transcript is spliced from 2 exons. Bases 200 to 2170 code for a protein of 656 amino acids. Gene Ontology annotation, molecular function: catalytic activity. The record is from RefSeq and is a predicted model, not a curated record. NCBI's taxonomy places the organism in Eukaryota, Fungi, Ascomycota, Sordariomycetes, Sordariales, Chaetomiaceae.